Molecule: messenger RNA, 1996 nt
Organism: Aspergillus ochraceoroseus IBT 24754
Lineage: Eukaryota; Fungi; Ascomycota; Eurotiomycetes; Eurotiales; Aspergillaceae
Product: WD40 repeat domain-containing protein
Exons: 2
Coding region: 72-1802 (576 amino acids)
Biological process (GO): mRNA splicing, via spliceosome
Cellular component (GO): catalytic step 2 spliceosome
Molecular function (GO): mRNA binding; protein binding
Source: RefSeq, a predicted model, not a curated record
CUCCUGCAUCAGACAACUUAUUUGACCCUCUCCUCCAUUCUCGAUCUUUCAUCCCCCGAGGCCCAUGCACAAUGGCCUCGAUCUUGGGAGGCUCCUACGACUCCAGCGAUGAUGACGCUCCCACGGCCCCAGGGACGACCUCCACCAAGAUCGUCGCUGCGCCAGAAGUGAAUACAGAGGAUCAAGCUCAUAUGCAGAUGAUGCUCGCCAACACCUCAUCCCAAGCUCUCACAUACAACGCGACAUACGAUGAUCUCUCGCGCCCCUCGCAAGGGCCCUCGAAUCCUUUCAAACCCGCGGGCGCAGGGAACGGAUUGAAGCGCAAGAAUGUGCCGACUGGGUUUGCCGAAGAAGCUGCUAUUAGCGAGGCCACUUUCGCUGUACAACAUCGCACGUUCCAGAGUCUGGGUUAUACCCGCAACCCCACGCUUCCGGGCCAGUUUGUUGGAGACCUCGACCAGGCUGCUCAGUAUGGUGGCCGGGAUGUGGUGCAGAUGAAGCCAUCGAAGGAGGCGUCGGCAGCGCUGCGGGCGAAGCGGCAAAGGAAAGGCGAUUCGAGUAUUGUUGAGGGCGCAGGCGCGUAUCUGGGUCCGUGGGCCAAGUACCAGGAAGAUGACCAGGUGUUUGAAGAGGAACUUGCGAGCGACGAGGAAUUGAUCGAGGUCGAUGCCGAAGAGGAAGAAGAGCAACAGGUUGGGAUGGCUCCCAUGGCGGCUAUGAGCAAGGAAGCGACAGAUUACCAGGACGACACAUCGAAGGUGGAAAGCACCGAAUUCCACGGCUCCGAGCAGUUCGACUACCUGGGUCGGACAUAUAUGCACAUUCCGCAGGAUCUGGAUAUCGACCUCAAGAAACCCCCAGGCAGCACCAAGAACUACGUACCCAAGAAACUCAUCCACACGUGGAAAUCCCACACCAAGGCCAUUACAUCUCUGCGGUUCUUCCCCAACUCUGGCCACCUUCUUCUGUCAUCCGCGGCCGACGGCAAGGCGAAGAUCUGGGACGUGUACCACUCGCGCGAGCUGCUGCGCACGUUCUCGGGCCACUCGAAGGCGAUCACCGACAGCGACUUCCACCCGACGGGUCAGACCUUCCUCACAGCCUCGUACGACCGCCAGAUGAAACUCUGGGACACGGAAUACGGCAAAUGCAUCGGGCGCUUCAGCACCGGCAAAACCCCGCACGUCAUCCGGUUCAACCCCAACCCGGAGCUCUCGCACGAAUUCCUCGCCGGCAUGUCCGACAAGAAGAUCGUCCAAUUCGAUACGCGCUCGGGCGAACUCGUCCAAGAAUACGACCACCACCUCGCCGCAAUCAACACCCUCACCUUCGUCGACCGCAACCGCCGCUUCAUCUCCACCUCCGACGACAAAUCCCUCCGUGCCUGGGAAUACGGCAUCCCCGUCCCCAUCAAAUUCAUCGCCGAGCCAUACAUGUUCGCGCUGACGCGGUCCGCGCCACACCCGAACGGGAAAUACGUCGCCUUCCAGUCCGGCGACAACCAGAUCGUCGUGUACGGCGCGACGGACAAGUUCCGCCAGAACCGCAAAAAGAGCUUCCGGGGCCAUAACAACGCCGGCUACGGCAUCGAUCUGAAGAUCUCGCCCGACGGCCAGUUUAUCUGUUCCGGCGACAGUGCGGGCUACGUGUGCUUUUGGGAUUGGAAAACGGGUAAAAUGUACCAUAAGAUCAUGGCGAGUGGCAAGGAGGGCGGCGCCACGACUUGUUUGGACUGGCAUCCGCAGGAAACCAGUAAGGUGGUUACGGGCGGUUUAGAAGGGGUGAUUAAAUACUGGGAUUAAUUCAUCGCUGUUCCUGUUUCUUUUAUUCAAUUAUAUUGGUGUAAUAUGGUAGAAUAUAGUAUGAUGGGAUAUGAUAGGAUAUGAUGAACUAUUACUGUAGGUUGGAAGUCCUGGUAUACACUACACUACAUGUACUAUAUACACUAUGAACUAGAGUAACUACUACACAUUCCCGGUCUACUACUAGAUACAUA